ACUGCUAUUACUACACCUACCCCCACCCCCCGCACAUCUCCUCAAACUCGUCAUCUCCCUGACAUGCUCUGCGCCCACUAGAUCCGAUCUAUGGACCCCCUCCUCCCCGUCCUCCUCCUCCUCUCCCUCGCCGCCUUCUCCGCUGCCUCCGACGAGAUCGACGGAUGCGGCGGUUUCGUCGAAGCGAGCUCGGGCCUGGCAAAGUCGACGAGGGCGUCGGAGUCCAAGUUCGACUACUCUGACAUAACGGUUGAGCUGUGUACUGUUGAUGGUUUGGUGAAAGAAAGCACCCAAUGUGCUCCUAAUGGGUACUAUUUCAUUCCAGUCUAUGACAAGGGUUCAUUUAUCGUCAGAGUUAAGGGGCCUAAGGGAUGGUCAUGGAAGCCUGAAACUGUUCCUGUUGUCAUUGAUCAAAAUGGAUGCAAUGGAAAUGCAGAUAUAAACUUUCAAUUCACUGGAUUUACAGUAUCUGGUAAAAUAGUGGGAGCUGUUGGUGGUAAGAGCUGUUCAAAAGAUGGAGGACCUUCUGGUGUGAAAGUUGAGCUGUUAUCAGAUUUGGAUGAGUUAGUUGCAUCUGCUUUGACAUCAUCAACAGGAGGAUAUGCGUUCGUGAACAUAAUUCCUGGACUCUACAGGUUGCGUGCAUCUCAUCCUGAUUAUGAAAUUGAGAUGACAGGUUCAUCAGAGGUGGACUUGCGAUUUGGAAAUGCUGUAGUAGAUGAUGUUUUCUUCGUAUCAGGUUACAAUAUUCAUGGCUCUGUAGUUGCACAGGGAAAUCCAAUCUUGGGAGUUCACCUGUAUUUAUAUUCAAAUGAUGUAAAGGAGGUUCCUUGCUCGCAAGGUUUGACCGAUGCACCCAGGGAAGGUGCUCUUUGCCAUGCAGUAUCUGGUGUGGAUGGGAAGUUCUCAUUUAGAUCAAUGCCCUGUGGUAGCUAUGAUCUGUUGCCAUACUACAGAGGGGAAAACACUGUUUUUGAUGUUUCACCUUCUUCAUUACAUGUUUCCCUUGAGCAUAGUCACAUGACAAUCCCCCAAAAAUUCCAGGUUACUGGUUUUUCUGUUGGUGGACAUGUUGUUGAUGGCUAUGGUGCUGGCAUUGAAGGUGCCAAGGUUAUAGUCGAUGGUCAGUUGAGAGCUGUAACAGAUAAUCUUGGGUAUUACAGACUUGAUCAGGUUACAUCCAAGAAGUAUGAUAUAGUUGCUGAGAAGGAUCAUUAUAAGUUCAACCGUUUGGGGAACUUCAUGAUUUUGCCAAACAUGGAAAGCAUUGAUGAUAUCAAAUCAGUUCGAUAUGAUGUAUGUGGUGUUGUUCAAACAGUAACUCCAAACUCUAAAGCCAUGGUAACUUUAACACAUGGGCCUGAAAAUGUAAAGCCGCAGAGGAAAAUUGUCAGCGAAAAUGGAAGAUUCUGCUUUGAGGUUUCUACUGGUGAAUACCGAUUAUCUGCAUUACCUGUAGAUUCCGAAGGUUCUUCCAAUCUUUUGUUUUCUCCAGAAUAUAUUGAUGUCAAUGUCAAGUGCCCGUUGCUUGAUGUUGAGUUCUCUCAGUCACAAGUCAAUGUUCACGGUAAGAUCCUCUGCAAAGAGAAAUGCAAUCGAAAUAUUCUGCUCUUGCUUGUUAGAUUAGCUGGGGGUGUCGAGCAUGAAACGAAGACAACCAGUUUGGAGCAAGAUAAUGCUAAUUUUGUGUUCACAAAAGUAUUUCCUGGAAAAUAUCGUCUGGAGGUGAAACAUUCUUCAUCCAAGGCUCCUGCAAACGAUGAUUGGUGCUGGGACGAAAAUACCUUGGAUGUAGAUGUCGGUAAUGAUGAUGUGACAAAUAUUGUAUUUGUACAAAAGGGUUAUUGGAUAGAGCUAGUCUCAAGUCAUGACACUGAAGCAUACAUUCGUCAACCAGACUCUUCUAAACUUGAAUUGUUGAUAAAGGGAGGGUCACAAAGAAUUUGCAUCGAAACUCCUGGGCAACAUGAGCUUUAUUUAGUUAAUUCUUGCAUUUCCUUUGGGACCUCGCCUAUUGUGUUUGAUACACAGAACCCAGUGUUGGUUCACAUCAGUGCAAAGAAGUAUCUUGUAAGAGGUGAAAUCCAUGUGGACAUAAGCUCCCCUCUGGAAGAGAUUGAUUUAUUAGAAGAUAUCGUUGUUGAUGCCUUCAAGAGUAAUGGGAGCUCUAUCGACAAAAUAUCUACCAUGCCUGUUUUUGCAAAGAGUUAUCAAAAUGGUAUUACUGUCUUUGAGUACUCUACUUGGACUGAUCUUGGGGAAGACUUCAUUUUUGUCCCUCGUGAUUCCAGCACUAGAAGGAAAAAGAUCCUAUUUUAUCCAUCACGGCAUCAGUUCUCAGUGUCUGCAAGCGGAUGCCAAGAUGCUGUUCCUUCAAUCACUGCUAAAAUGGGUCUAUACCUUGAAGGAUCAGUGUCACCUGCAACUCCUGAUGUUCAUAUCAUGAUUCUGGCAGCUGGAAAUAGCAAGUAUGCGAUGCUGAAGAAAGGUGAUAUAGCAACAGAGACAAAGACAAAUUCCGAUGGGUCAUUCUUUGCAGGGCCCUUGUAUGAGGAUAUAGGAUAUGAAAUCGAAGCCUCAAAGGCUGGCUAUCAUCUCAAGCAAACUGGCCCAUACAGCUUUGCUUGUCAGAAACUUGGUCAGAUAUUAGUUCAUAUUUAUGGCGAAAAUGAUACAGAGAUGUUACCGGCAGUAUUAUUAUCCUUGAGUGGUGAAGGAGGUUACAGAAAAAACUCAGUCAGUGGUUCUGGUGGAACUUUCAGCUUCAAUAACUUAUUUCCUAGGAGUUAUUAUCUCCGCGCUCUUCUUAAGGAAUAUAAAUUUACUCCAUCAACAGUUGCUAUUGAUCUCAAUUCUGGGGAGUCUAGAGCGGUUGAGUUCCGUGCAACCCGUGUUGCCUUCAGUGCCAUGGGUUCUGUUACACUGUUAACUGGCCAACCAAAGGAAGGUGUUUUUGUUGAAGCUAGAUCUGAAUCAAGAGGUUAUUAUGAGGAAGCUACUACAGAUUCCUUUGGUAGGUUCCGCUUGAGAGGACUUAUCCCUGGCUCAUCUUACUCAAUAAGAGUAGUUGCAAAAGAUAAUCUCAGGUUGGCAGCAGUUGAGCGUGCUUCACCAGAAUCUGUAUCAGUUGAUGUCGAUGAGGAGGACAUCUCUGGUAUUGGUUUUGUGGUUUUUGAACGCCCAGAAGCAACAAUUUUGAGCUGUCACGUGGAAGGAAAUGACAUUGAUAUGUUGCAGCCACAUUUAUCUGUUGAAAUUAGAUCAGCUGUUGACCCUUCUAGAAUAGAAUCUGUACUUCCUGUUCCUCUUUCCUACCACGUCGAAGUAAGAAAUUUACCCAAAGGAAAGCAUUUUGUUCAGCUUCGGUCUGGCCUUCCAUCACAUACCCAUAUAUUUGAAUCUGAGUUGGUUGAAGUUGACCUAGAAAAGCAACCUCAGAUUCAUGUUGGUCCUCUUAAAUAUAAAACGGAAGAGCGGCAUCACAAACAGGAACUGACCCCAGCCCCAGUUUUUCCUCUUAUUGUUGGAGUUUCUGUUGUUACAGUCGUGAUCAGUAUGCCAAGGUUGAAGGACUUGUACCAGAGGACUUCCCUAAGUUCAGGAAACACACCGAGCAGAAAGGAACCACGGAAGACAAUAUUGAGAAAGAGAGCCUGAAACAUAUGAUCCUGACUAGGUGUGGAGAAUUUGAACUUACACGUCAGGAUUAGAAAGUAGCUGUUUCCUUUCUUCCCAAUGGGUAAUUUUGCAGAUGCGGAAGCUAACAGUUAAUAGUUUGUAUCAUUGUUGACUAAUACAAAUUUCGUCUCAUUGUUGGUCA
Triticum urartu is the source of this 3820-nucleotide messenger RNA. Its product is annotated as Carbohydrate-binding-like fold. The record is from RefSeq and is a predicted model, not a curated record. Gene Ontology annotation, cellular component: endoplasmic reticulum membrane. NCBI's taxonomy places the organism in Eukaryota, Viridiplantae, Streptophyta, Magnoliopsida, Poales, Poaceae.